CUUAAGAUGAGUCAUAUAGAUGACAAUGCCUGUUUUGACACCGACCAGGAGAACUUUGAAACUGAAAUGAGUGAGAAGGUGGAGGAUGAUUAUUACUCAGGGUUUUUGAAGCAUAAUUUGGGGCAAUGAGUGGCGCAUUCGAAGUAUCAUAGAAUUUGAAGAUUUUUCAUCACGAGUAAUACCUUUAGUUCGUCAGGGACUAUUGAUGAAAGUAUGAAUGAAAUAAAUCAAGGCUGGCCUAAUAAGGGUAAUAAUGAUACUGAAAGCGAUAAGAUUAUAUUUUGAACGCCUCGAUUGGCUUUUAUGCAACAGACACAAACAGUAAAACCAAAGGAUAAGAUGCUAGCAAAACUAGAUAGCCCUAAUGUCAAUACUGUACCAAAGAAAUACAGAAAGCUUGAAAACAAUGCACAAAAAUCUAAAGUUGCAGAAAAUUAUGGAGAAUUUAAGCACUGUUCGAAAUAAAUCACAAAAGACGAAGAGGUCUAAAAAUAAACAUAGCUUUACAGUAAAAAUUUCUUCACUUACUGAAGAAGAAACAGACACCCAUAUCACAGAUAGAUGUCCAGAUUCACUUAAAGAGAUGCAGAAAAAGCUCAGAAAAAGGAGCAAUAAUCUUGAUAAGCUUAUGCAAAAGCAUCGAAGAAUCAACUCUAUUCAUUGAAAAAGCUAUAAAUCUAGAAAAGGAACUUUAUAUCUUAAUAACAUUAUUCCAAAGAAGAAAACACUGAAAUUAAGAGCUCAGAGAGAUAUUUUUAUUAAGCAAAAGAUGGAGAGCCAUCUUAAGAAGCACAGAUCUGGUUCAAAAACCCCAAAAGUUCCUCUUCCAUUACAACUAGAUCAAAAUUUGAAGAGAGCUGGCAACCGCGGAAGCCAGUCAAGUCUGAACUCAAGUAUCGUAAAUUUUCAAAAAGCUGGCUUAUAUCUAAAGAAAUGAUCAAGCUCUGCCAAUACAAACAAGACUGCACAAACUAGAGAAACUCAAAAAACUUCUUCAGAUGGGUGAAGAUCUCAGAUGUACAUGAAAAGCUUAGAUUUUUACAAGUCUGAUUACAAGUUUAUUAAUAGCCAUGCUACUGGAGUAUUGCAUUUAGACUCUGCCAAUAAUGGCCCGAACGGUUAUAACUACUGAGCGUAGUUUUAAGAGAAGAAGCACUUUG
Molecule: messenger RNA, 1160 nt
Organism: Moneuplotes crassus
Lineage: Eukaryota; Ciliophora; Spirotrichea; Euplotida; Euplotidae
Source: the annotation of a GenBank genome assembly